AUGAAACGCCAAAACGUGCGUACGUUGUCAUUAAUUGUUUGUACGCUAACUUACUUACUUAUUGGCGCAGCUGUUUUCGAUGCGUUGGAAUCUGAUAAUGAAAUGCAACAAAGAGCUUUGGUGUCAAAAGUCAAAGACCGCCUGACUAUUAAAUACAAUAUUAGCAAAGCUGAUUAUCGAGUUCUUGAAGCAAUUAUUAUUAGGUCGAUGCCUCAUCGAGCUGGUCAUCAGUGGAAAUUCAGUGGUGCCUUUUAUUUUGCUACAACUGUCAUCACAACAAUUGGCUAUGGACAUAGUACUCCAUCUACAAUUGGUGGUAAAACAUUUUGCAUGUUUUAUGCAUUGGCUGGUAUUCCCCUUGGACUAGUUAUGUUCCAAAGUAUAGGUGAAAGGAUCAAUACGUUUGCAGCAAUGCUGCUGCGUACGUGCCGACGUUUAGCUGGUAAACCACCGAAUGUCACGUACCUUGACUUAAUUCUUGUUGCUUCUGGUUGCGGCUCAUUCCUUAUCGCUUCAGGAGCAUAUGUUUUUCAACGGUAUGAAAAGUGGACCUAUUUCGAUAGUUUAUAUUACUGCUUUACUACGCUUACAACAAUUGGUUUUGGUGACUAUGUAGCAUUGCAGAAAGAUGGUGCCUUACAAAAUUCACCAGAAUAUGUCGCAUUUGCUUUGGUAUUUAUUCUCUUUGGUUUAACAGUAAUCUCAGCAGCAAUGAAUUUGUUAGUACUGCGAUUUUUGACAAUGAAUACUGAAGACCAAAAACGUGACGAACAAGAAGCUAAACUUGCUGCCCGAGGAUUAGUAUGUGUAACUACCGAUCAAGCUGAUCGGUAUAAAUAUCCAUUUUCAACUCAAAAAUCGUUCGAUAAUUCAAAUCAAUGCGGAUACCGAGAUGAAUAUCGAGAAAAGAAAUUAGAUGAAAAGAAAAGUAUGCGAACAUCAUUUGAUGUUGAAAAUGCUUCAAUAUGCUCUUGUUCAUGCUAUCAAUUGCCUUAUUCUGAUUCUAAUUUUAGGCGAAGGUGA
Molecule: messenger RNA, 1023 nt
Organism: Thelazia callipaeda (thelaziosis nematode)
Lineage: Eukaryota; Metazoa; Nematoda; Chromadorea; Rhabditida; Thelaziidae
Source: the annotation of a GenBank genome assembly